GAAAAGAAUAUGGAUGAUAGUUUAUAUGAUGAGUUUGGAAACUACAUUGGACCUGGAAUAGAGUCCGACCGAGAGAGUGAUGCAGACGAAGAAGAUGAAGACCUUCCAGACAAGGCUGCUGAGGAUGAACCUGUGUCAGAUGGUGAGGGUGCAGCCAACGGGUGGAUUACUGCUGCUAAUGAUGUUGAUAUGGAUAACCAGAUUGUCCUUGCUGAGGAUAAGAAAUACUACCCAACCGCAGAAGAGGUUUACGGUGAAGAUGUUGAAACUUUGGUCAUGGAUGAGGAUGAGCAGCCUCUUGAACAACCCAUUAUUAAACCUGUGAGGAAUAUCAAGUUUGAGGUUGGGGUGAAAGAUUCUUCAACUUAUGUAUCAACCCAGUUUCUUAUUGGUCUUAUGUCAAAUCCUGCUUUGGUACGGAAUGUUGCACUUGUUGGGCACUUGCAUCAUGGGAAGACCCUUUUUAUGGAUAUGUUGAUUGAACAAACACACCAUAUGUCUACAUUUGAUCUAAAUAGUGAGAAGCACAUGAGAUACACAGAUACAAGGAUUGAUGAGCAAGAAAGAAGGAUAUCAAUCAAGGCAGUUCCAAUGUCGCUUGUUUUAGAGGAUAGCAAUUCAAAAUCAUACCUGUGUAACAUCAUGGACACCCCUGGUCAUGUCAAUUUCUCUGAUGAAAUGACUGCUGCUCUCAGGCUUGCAGAUGGUGCUGUUUUAAUUGUUGAUGCUGCUGAUGGGGUGCUGGUGAACACAGAGAGGGCUAUACGCCAUGCAAUCCAAGAGCGCCUGCCCAUUGUAGUUGUCAUCAACAAGGUUGACAGGUUGAUAACAGAACUGAAGCUGCCUCCCAAGGAUGCUUACCAUAAAUUGAGGCAUACAAUUGAAGUCAUUAAUAACCACAUUUCUGCUGGUUCAACCACUGCUGGAAAUGUUCAAGUUAUAGAUCCAGCUGCUGGAAAUGUCUGCUUUGCAAGUGCCAGUGCAGGAUGGUCCUUCACUUUGCAUUCAUUUGCUAAAUUAUAUGUCAAACUCCAUGGGGUCCCAUUUGAUGCUGAUAAGUUUGCAGCUCGUCUUUGGGGGGACAUGUACUAUCAUCCAGAUACAAGGAAUUUCAAGAAGAAACCCCCUGUGAGUGGAGGGGAAAGAUCGUUUGUCCAAUUUGUUCUUGAACCCCUGUACAAAAUAUAUAGCCAAGUGAUUGGAGAACAUAAGAAGAGUGUGGAGGCAACUCUUGCAGAACUUGGUGUAACUCUUAGCAAUGCAGCUUACAAAUUGAAUGUCAGGCCUCUGCUCAGGUUGGCUUGUAGCUCAGUUUUUGGUGCAGGCUCGGGCUUUACUGAUAUGUUGGUGAAGCAUAUACCUUCUGCCAAAGACACUGCAGCAAGGAAAGUAGACCAUAUAUAUACAGGACCCAAAAACUCUAUGAUUCACAAGGCCAUGGUAGAUUGUGAUCCUUCUGGCCCCCUUAUGGUCAAUGUGACCAAGCUGUAUCCCAAGUCUGAUUGCAGUGUUUUUGAUGCUUUUGGUAGGGUUUACAGUGGUACAAUUCAGACAGGGCAGACUGUACGUGUGUUGGGAGAAGGCUAUUCCCCAGAUGAUGAGGAGGACAUGACUGUAAAAGAAGUAACAAAAUUAUGGAUUUAUCAAGCUCGAGAUAGGAUACCCAUAAGCAGUGCGCCUCCAGGUUCUUGGGUUCUAAUUGAAGGUGUUGAUGCAUCAAUUAUGAAAACUGCCACUCUCUGUAAUAUGGAUUAUGAUGAAGAUGUGUACAUUUUCCGGCCACUACAAUUCAAUACCCUUCCAGUGGUGAAAACAGCUACAGAACCCUUAAAUCCUAGUGAGUUGCCUAAAAUGGUGGAGGGUCUUAGGAAAAUUAGCAAAAGCUAUCCUCUAGCCAUAACUAAAGUUGAGGAGUCUGGGGAGCAUACUAUUUUAGGUACUGGAGAGUUGUACUUGGAUUCAAUUAUGAAAGAUCUUAGAGAGCUUUAUUCUGAAGUUGAAGUCAAGGUGGCAGAUCCUGUAGUCUCAUUCUGUGAAACAGUGGUAGAGUCUUCAUCGAUGAAAUGUUUUGCAGAAACACCCAACAAGAAAAAUAAAAUCACCAUGAUUGCAGAGCCACUGGAGAGAGGUCUUGCAGAAGAUAUUGAGAAUGGUGUUGUAAGCAUUGAUUGGAGUCGAAAGACACUUGGUGAUUUCUUCAAAACAAAAUAUGACUGGGAUUUGCUGGCGGCUCGAUCCAUAUGGGCAUUUGGCCCUGAUAAGCAGGGACCUAAUAUUUUAUUAGAUGAUACACUUCCAACUGAAGUUGACAAGAACUUGCUGGGUGCAGUCAAGGAUUCCAUUGUUCAAGGAUUUCAGUGGGGAGCUCGAGAAGGACCCCUCUGUGAUGAGCCCAUCAGAAAUGUCAAGUUUAAAAUAGUUGAUGCAAGGAUUGCUCCUGAACCUCUGCAUCGAGGAUCUGGUCAGAUGAUUCCCACUGCUCGUCGUGUGGCCUAUUCGGCUUUCCUUAUGGCCACCCCGCGGCUUAUGGAACCAGUGUAUUAUGUGGAGAUACAAACUCCAAUCGAUUGUGUCUCUGCGAUCUACACAGUAUUAUCUCGCAGGCGUGGGCACGUUACAGCUGAUGUUCCUCAACCAGGGACCCCAGCUUAUAUUGUUAAGGCAUUUUUACCUGUAAUUGAAUCAUUUGGUUUCGAGACAGAUUUGAGGUACCAUACUCAAGGGCAAGCAUUUUGCCUCUCAGUCUUUGAUCACUGGGCUAUAGUUCCUGGAGAUCCCCUUGACAAGAGCAUAGUUUUGCGGCCACUUGAACCUGCCCCAAUCCAGCACCUUGCGCGUGAAUUUAUGGUCAAGACAAGGCGUAGAAAGGGUAUGAGUGAAGAUGUGAGCAUAAACAAGUUCUUCGAUGAAGCCAUGGUGGUGGAGCUUGCCCAACAGGCAGCUGAUCUUCAUCAGCAAAUGAUAUGAUGGAUGAGAACAAGUUGAUAUGUUGGUCUUGAGAGCAUAUUCUAUCCAUUUCCUUUUGUUAAAUCCAUCAGGGUGUAAAGGUCAUAACAAUGGAGUACUUAUUGUGAAGCUAUUAUUUAACUAAACACCACUCACCAGCACUGCCCGCCCAUAGCUAUCUCAAGUUUCUGCUAGUCAAAACAAAUUUUGAUUAUGAUUCUGUAGAGUAGUUGUGUUUGAUUCCCUAUUGUACAAGGGUUUUUAAGCUUAUCUAUUCAGUAGGUGUCCUUUCUUGUUGCUAGUGUUGAAGUGUUUCUCAAAGAUGGUAGUACAUUAUUUAAGCCGCGCUGUAAACUUUUUUCUUCUUUUUUUAUCAAUGAGAAGUUUUUAUAGUUAA
Messenger RNA from Pistacia vera, 3343 nucleotides. RefSeq names its product 110 kDa U5 small nuclear ribonucleoprotein component CLO. NCBI's taxonomy places the organism in Eukaryota, Viridiplantae, Streptophyta, Magnoliopsida, Sapindales, Anacardiaceae. The record is from RefSeq and is a predicted model, not a curated record. Gene Ontology annotation, molecular function: translation elongation factor activity; GTPase activity; GTP binding. Gene Ontology annotation, cellular component: cytosol; U2-type catalytic step 2 spliceosome; U4/U6 x U5 tri-snRNP complex. Gene Ontology annotation, biological process: mRNA splicing, via spliceosome. The transcript has 10 exons. The coding region runs from base 10 to 2967 and encodes 985 amino acids.